Molecule: messenger RNA, 3808 nt
Organism: Brienomyrus brachyistius
Lineage: Eukaryota; Metazoa; Chordata; Actinopteri; Osteoglossiformes; Mormyridae
Product: von Willebrand factor A domain-containing protein 5A-like
Exons: 33
Coding region: 175-2742 (855 amino acids)
Source: RefSeq, a predicted model, not a curated record
UACCGCAAAGCUCCAGAAACGCUGUUGAUUCCAGUCUCAGCACCACGUGGCCAAACGCGGAACCGCAAAAAUAUAUUUAAGGAAGUAGCGUACUGAUGUUGAUUAUUACGAACUGCAAGUAGGAGUGAGGACUUAAUAUUCUGGAAAUUGUGUGAUAUCUCUUCAAUUAACUAAAUGGCGAACGCAUGUGGAUUGAGAACCGUAAAUAAUGAACCAGUGCCCCUGAAGUCAGUGGAGGUGCAGGUGGAUGUCCAGGGUCACGUGGCUUCUGUCAGCUCCACCCUUCAGUAUGAGAACCAGGAGUCCAGUCCAGUGGAGGCCGUCUUCAUCUUCCCCAUGGAGAGUAACGUCUCCAUCUACAGUUUUGUUGCCCGCAUUGGGGAUGUUGAGAUUAAGGCCCAAGUUAAAGAGAAAGAGCAGGCUCAGGAGGAGUAUGACGAUGCCGUCAGCUCAGGGCAGCAGGCCUUCCUCCUGGAGGAGAGUGAUGAAAGUUCUGACGUGUUUCGCCUGAGUGUCGGGAGUCUUCCUCCGGGGCAGAGUGCCUCUGUUACGCUGAGCUACGUGACUGAGCUGGCCGUACAGGCUGAUGACGCCCUGAGGUUCUGUCUGCCUGCCGUGCUCAACCCACGGUACACGCCAGCAGGCAGUAAGAGCUUGACAGCAGAGGGAUCUGGUCCCCAGGGGGAAAGUGUCCCAUACACCCUGUCCCUUGGAGUCCACAUGUACUCCCCCAGCACCGUCCAGAGUGUCCAGUCCAACUGCCCCCUCACCCCACUGGAGUUCCUCUCCCAGGAUAAUACUGAGGCCAAAGUCAGUCUGUCCCCUGGUCACAAGUUUGACCGGGAUGUAGAGCUGCUGCUGUAUUACGGUCAGCCUCACCAACCCACUGCUAUACUGGAGGCGGGGCAGCCAAGUGCCCAAGCAGGCUCAUUGAUGGGUGACACUGUAGCCAUGUUGAGCUUCUACCCAGAGAUUCCAUCUAUACCAUCUUCUCAAAUGACUUCCAAAGGGGAGUUUAUAUUUGUGGUGGAUCGUUCAGGCAGCAUGGACUGUCCAAUGAACCAACGCAACUACAAACAGACUCGCAUCAGCAGUGCCAGGGACACGUUACUGCUGCUGUUGAAGAGUCUUCCUGUUGGCUGUUACUUCAACAUCUAUGGCUUUGGUUCCUCCUUUGAAUCCUAUUUCCCUGAGAGUGUGGAGUACAUGCAGGCCAACAUGGAAACUGCUGUGCAGAAGGUGAAGUCAAUGCAGGCUGAUAUGGGAGGAACAGGAAUCCUUCAGGUUCUUCAGAAGAUCUACAGCAAGCCCUGUCUGCCUUCACAUCCACGCCAGCUGUUUGUCUUCACAGAUGGAGAAGUGGGAAACACCAAAGAGGUGAUUGAUCUGGUGAAGAGACAUGCGUUGUCUCACAGGUGCUUCACCUUUGGCAUCGGGGAGGGGGCCAGCAGUGCCCUGGUGAAUGGCAUGGCUGAGGGCGGCUCUGGACACCCACAGUUCAUCACUGGGGCAGAGAGACUGCAGCCAAAGGUUAUGCAGUCUCUUCGGUUUGCCAUGCAGCCUGUUGUAGAGGACAUUUCAGUGAAAUGGAACAUUCCAGCAGAUAUAUCCGUCACCCCCCUGUCUCCUCUUCCCAAUGUGCUCUUCCAGAAUCAGAGGGCAAUACUGUACUUCCAGCUCACUGGACAGAGGUCCGGUAAUAUUUCAGGUUCAGUGAGUCUCCAUUACACUCUGGAUAAGAAGGUUGUGGAAAACACACUUACCCUUAACAUGAAGCCAAAGGAGGACAGCAGCAUGCUGAUACACAGACUGGGGGCCCGCAAAGCCAUUUUGGCCUUGGAGGAACGUGGAAAGGUGGGCAAGAAGACUAAGAAGAAGAGAGCAGUGAAACUGAGCAUCCAAUCAGGAGUCAGCUCCUCCUACACGGCUUUCAUUGCUGUCAACACAGAGAACAAGCAGCCAAUCAAAGGGCCCCUACUGUGCAGAAACAUCAAAUCCAUGAUGUUUUCACCACCACCAGGAUGCUCCCUGUCUCUUCCGCCUUCAGGAUGCUCCCUGUCUCUUCCGCCUUCAGGAUGCUCCCUGUCUCUUCCGCCUUCAGAACCCAUGAUGUUUUCAGCACUACAAGGACGCAUGAUGGCUUUUGGUGGCCCAGGCAGCAGGUAUUCAGCAGGUUCAGAAUGUAUGUACCCUCCUUUGUCUGGAGGUUCAAGCUGGUGCUCUCUUGAAUUCGGAGCCCUCAAGCACGGUUUCAGGAGACGUUCAGCACCCAUGCCCCCCCCUCCUAUGUCUGGAGGUGGUGGCUUGAGAAAGGCAAAAAGCAAAUGUCAAGCAUUCUUGUCCCGCACUAUGGCAAGAAUGAAACGUAAAGGUGCAUCACCUAUGGCCCCUGCUCCUGAACAAGAGACAAAGGAUCCUCUGCUGCAAUUGAUCAGCCUACAGAAAGUAGAUGGAUCCUGGGACCUCCAACCAUCGCUGGCCUCCAUCUUUGGGAGAAGGGAGGAAGAAGUGGCCACAGCCUUACCUGGGAAGCCUAAGUUGUUACCAGUCUGGGCCACAGUGUUGGCAGUUCUGUGGCUUCAUGGUCAUAAGAUGGACUUCAAGGAUGAGUGGCAGUUUGUGGCUGCAAAAGCUGUUGCCUGGAUCAAGGCUCAGUCAGGAGCUGAUUUGACCGGGUUUGUGGCAGCUGGGAAUUCCUUCCUUGGCCUCCAGGUGGAGCUGCAGAACUUUGGCCUGCAAUAAUGAAUCAGACCCUGAAUUGCCAUCAUAUUAGCCUAUCGCAGGGCCAUUCAAAGCACGGUCCUCAAGGUCCGAGCCGUGCCGAUUUUCCAGCCUUCCUUUACCUGUGAGCUGGGUAUGAAGCCUCUGGCCAAUCAGAAUCAGUAAUUAUUAAACCAACUACCUGGGAGCAUUGAAAACAAGGCCUGGAUUUGGAUUCGAGGUCCAGUUUUGAAGAUCCCCAGCCUAUCACUACUGCACGCAAAUCUUCCCAGCUUGCUAUUAUGUUAAUUGUUGAAGGAUCCAUGCUGACUGACAUUUAAAGGAUGUUACCUAAAUCACAAUUAGGUGGAAGAAUAAUUUUGCAUGAUUUCUAUAUUCAGAUGUAUUAUUAGAAAUGGUAUUGCUAAUACAUGAACCAGUUUAAAUCAGUGUCUCAGCCCAGUCCUUGGGGAGCCCAGACAGUCCACAUUUUUCAUUCCUCCCAGUACCCAGCCAAUCAAAUUCCUUCCUGCCAGCUCCGAACAAGUCACAAAUACCAGAUAUAGGUGUGCUGGGAGCAAAAAGUGGACUGUUUGGAGACCCUGGAGGACUGGGUUGAGAAAGUGCCAUGACUUUUCAAGCUCAUUUCAAAUGAAACGGAUGUCUGCUUGGACACCUGCACCGACUUUUAUACUUGAUAUGAAGUUUAUACAUACAGUUUUCGAUACAAAUUAAGUGUUUUAUUGUAUUACAAUAGAAUCAUGGUUUAGCAUGGGUUGUACCACCUGACAUGAAAACCGUAAGUCUAACCAUGAGUUGAAAAUGGUAAUUUUAGUCAGUAUUUAACUUGGAUCUAACUUUUUCCCAGCAUGAUGAAGAUGACUUGGGGUCUUCUUUAUGAUGCAGCAUCUAGUUCACCAUUUUCUAAAUUGACUUUUAAAUUAAUUUUUGUCAUGUACAUUUACGGACAAAUGUUUUUCAGUUAUUUUAAUGGUUUUAAGUCCAUAGUGUCUUGUAACUUUUCAUGAGCUUAAAGGUUUUAAACAGAAUAAUACCCAAUUGAUUUUUUUUGUAAACUGCUUAAAUACAUUUAAGAAAUUUCUCUCUG